Molecule: messenger RNA, 1911 nt
Organism: Adineta ricciae
Lineage: Eukaryota; Metazoa; Rotifera; Eurotatoria; Adinetida; Adinetidae
Source: the annotation of a GenBank genome assembly
AUGGAUUUCGCUUUUCUAAAACACCUACGGAGAAUAACUGAUGAAGACGAACGAUUGGUGACUAUAACACUUCUCAUUGAUAUCACUUCAAAUUUGAUCAAUGAUAAAGCCAAUCAUCGACAUCAUACGUUACCUGCUAGUUACGUACAAGAAAUGUUUGAGAAAUAUUCAGGCGCGAUGCAAUGUCUUUCCGUAAUCGGGUUCAAAAAGAUAAAUGAUGAUUACGUAUUCAAUCAAACAAUUUCCGAUAAUCAUCUUCAAGAACUCAUGACGGCCCUUGAAAAUGAGUUGGAAUCAAAACCUGCCGAUCGAUGUGAUCAAAUGAAAUGCACUAGUCAAGAUCUUGGUAUUGUCGACGAUGACAAACGAGCACCUUCGUUAAUCUCAUUGCAUAAUCUAGCUAUUCCUGCUCAGUUUAGUCGCAUUGUCUCUUUCGUAUCAACAUUAGAACGUGUCCAGUCUUACGAAGAUGUCAACCUUCGUCGGUAUAUUCGUUCGUCAAUUGUUCCCCUGGAAGAUUUCAAUCGACGUAUAAGCAAAAAGAAAGAUGUAACAGAUCUCCAGAAACGCGACUUGUUAUUAGUGGAGUUGUUGCGGUGGUUCAAGGAAGAGUUUUUCACUUGGUUUGAUCGACCUAAUUGCGAACGAUGUCGAACUGUUAUGGAGUUUGCUGAUCACACACAACCGACAAGAGAGGAACGAGAACAAGGUGAUGCACAUCGAGUUGAACUCUAUCGAUGUGCAACUUGUCUAUCGGAAUUUCGUUUUCCUCGUUUCAAUGCUCCUUCGAAAUUACUCGAAACUCGGACUGGUCGUUGUGGUGAAGCUGCAAAUCUCUUCUCCUGUUUAUGUCGUGCAUUAGCUUUUCCAACUCGCUAUAUUUAUGAUACAACGGAUCAUGUUUGGACAGAAGUCUAUUCGGAAAGUGAACGACGUUGGCUACAUUGUGAUGCUUGUGAAAACCUAUGUGAUUCUCCACUUGUCUAUGAAAAAGGAUGGAAGAAAGAACUUUCGUUUUGUAUUGCAUUCGCUAAAGAUCAUGUGAUGGAUGUGACAUGGAGAUAUGUGACGAAUUUCAAAUUAACAAUCAGAAGAAGAAAUAUAGAUGAAAAACAUUUUUGUAAAACUAUAUUUGAUAUAAAUCGAAAAGUUCAAUCGCAACUCGAUCAACAAGAAAGAAAACAACUUAUUUCCACCCAGAUUCGAGAUCUUGUUAGUAUGUUAAAGGAACAAAAUGUAUCGAAAGAAAGUGAAUUACAUGGACGACAAAGUGGUUCGUUGGGUUGGAAAUUAUCACGAGGAGAAACUGAUCAGCAAGAUGAUAUAAUCAAUCGAUAUAUUUUUUCAGUCGAAAAUUCCGAAUGUGAAAAGGGUUUGAUCUCGAUUGAAUAUGAUUCAGUCUUGGAUAAAUAUUUUCGUAACAAAAUCGAAGAAAACAAAGUGGAUGGUUGGACUGACCGAGUUUAUUCAUGUUCGAAUAUUCAGAGAAAAGUAGAAAGAGAUUGGAAAAUGGUUUACUUAUCCAGGAAGCAAUUAAACUCGAAUGGAUUCAUUUCAUGGUGUAUUCAACUUAAACCUGAACAAGAAGAAUUUUAUCAGUUUCAUCAAAUAUCUAUUCAAUGUCCAACAGUUACUUUCGAUCAACAAGCGAAAAUUGUUUGUCAAGUACAACUCCAAGAUGAUCAACUUAUCGACAUACCACAAAAUUCCAAUUCCUCGUUUGAAUAUAUUAUAACCGAGAAAAACGUCUACCGAAUUAUUUUUAAAAUUACUUUAUCAAGUUCGAAUGAUCACAAUGAUAAUAAUGCAUGGCAAAAAGCACAAUUAUUUCGACAGUCAACUGUGCAGCAAGCUACUGGUGACCAAUCACAUUUUCUUAAAGUUAUUUCAACUAUUGUUAAAAAGAUAUAG